ACACUUCUCUACGAGAUAUCUGGCUUCCCUCUAUCUCUCUAGCCAUGGCUGGCUUUCACUUAUACCUUGUCCUCCGGUUUUCUCUCCUUACCAUCGGCUUCACUCACUGCUCGACGGAUGUUGGCCUUGUUACCGCAAUCAGGAGGAUUGAGAAUCCGUCUUUCUCACUCUCUGACUUCGUGACCUCGAUUCAUCCUAGGGAUUCUCGAUUAUGAUGUCGUCUGUGAAGCUCAGGAAACUACUUGGUUCUCGCUCUCUAUCAUAUAACUCUUCUUGUUCGAUUUUGUUUGAUUUACUUGGUUCUCGAUUUCUCACGGGCUUGAUUCGUACUUGGGUUGAUUGAUUUUGAUAAGUGUUUUAUGAACUGAUAUCGUGUUGUUGAUUGUUUGGUGUUGAUUCUGUUUCUCUAAGUCUUAAGAGGUGUUUGACGUAUCUCGCCAAGUUCUUUGCUUUCUAAAUUUCAGCUCAUAGUGAUAUAGUCUAUGAUGCUUUUGUCUUAAUCUUUUGUUUUUGAAUGAUUACUUGAGGUCACGAAGAUUUUGGUUGUUUAGAAUCUGAAUGGUUUUGGUUAGAUUUUAGGGUGAAUUUGAUCAAGUUAUGUUUGUGAGACUUUUGGGCUCUUGAAACUUGAUUUUUAUUAUUUGAUUAACAUAACUUGUCUAGAUAGAUGUGAGGUUUUGCUUUGUGUUAAGAGCUCAAUUGGAUCACUGGUAUUCAUGAAUUUUCUUUCUGUUUUGGAACAGGAACUAAUGGCUUCCCAGACAAAGGAUGUGAUCGCCUCAUUGUGAUUCGCUUCACUCAUCAGUUCCAGAUUGAAACUACAGAUUGUUUUCACCUAUUGCUGCUUCUUGAUCUGGUAAAGAAAGAUUUGCCUUCUCUUCAUUUUAGUUUAACCACACAAUUGUAUUUGGCUAAGAAUCUAAUUACUUUUGGUGGUUGAUUAUGUAGCAAAAACUAGUUUUAUCUUGAGACAUCCUACUGGGGAGAUGGGAAGAUUGAGAAGAAGCGUGAACAUCAAAGAGUGUGCAAGGCCUCGAGAAGUUUAAAUAUAAGAGUUUUAUUAAU
This is a messenger RNA of Arabidopsis arenosa, 1065 nucleotides long. NCBI's taxonomy places the organism in Eukaryota, Viridiplantae, Streptophyta, Magnoliopsida, Brassicales, Brassicaceae. The record is from the annotation of a GenBank genome assembly.